Diceros bicornis minor is the source of this 498-nucleotide messenger RNA. Its product is annotated as olfactory receptor 8S1-like. Gene Ontology annotation, molecular function: olfactory receptor activity. Gene Ontology annotation, biological process: G protein-coupled receptor signaling pathway. The record is from RefSeq and is a predicted model, not a curated record. Gene Ontology annotation, cellular component: membrane. Lineage: Eukaryota; Metazoa; Chordata; Mammalia; Perissodactyla; Rhinocerotidae.
AUGGCCUAUGACUGCAAUGUUACUAUCUGCCAUUCUCUGCUCUACAAUCAGGUGAUGACCAACCAACUGUGUGUGGGACUGGUGUUGGCCUCGUGGGGUUUGGGCUUUCUGCAUGCUCUCAUUGAUAUAUUUGGAGCUGUCAAAUUAGAGUUCUGUGAGGCCUAAACUACCCACUUCAGUUGUGAGCUGCCCUCCCUCCUCCCUCUGGCUUGCCUUGGUGUCUCCACCAAUCUCACUGUCCUGGUCUGGUCUUAUGUCAUACAUGGCCUUAGGACUAUCCUCCUCCUCAUCUUCUCCUACACCUGCAUUGUGUCCACCUUCCUGAGCAUCAACCCCAGCACAGGCAGAAGCAAGGCCUUCUCCACCUGUUCCUCUCUUCUCACUGUAGUGAUCUCGUAUUUCUGCUCAGGAGGCUUACGCUAUCUCAUGCCAACCUCAGGUUCCCCCUUGGAGUUGAUCUUCUUUUUGCAGUUCACCGUGAUCACUCCUCACCAAUAG